UCCUCCCCAGUCAAAAAUACUAGACAUUAAGAAGAGCAUACAGAGCAUACUUCAGAAGGAGAAAGAGAAGAAAAAUAGAGUUUUUACCGAUGAUUUAUUGGAAUUUUCGGUGAAGAAGUCUUAAUUGCAGACGAAAAGAGGAGAGAAUAUAUUAUGAAGAAAGAUUAUAUUUUAAAAGUGUUAUUUCCUAGGAUGAAGCUGCAAGGGGAUUUAGAAAGAGAUGAAUAUGCAGAGAUGAGAGUUUUGGAAAAAUUCAGAAAGUCGGUUGAUAAGUUAGAAAAGUUUAAUGAGGUCUUAAAACCAAAAGUCCGAUUUAAACUCCAAAAGAAGCAGAAAUAAAAACCUCCUAAACACAAAACGAUUGGCAAAACAAAUGAAACCUUUUUCUAAAAGUAUGGCUACUCUACCAAAAAUUAACUCGAGAACUGAGACUAAAAUCCCAAAUCUAAAGCUAGGAAAUAAAGCUGAGAUCCUGAAAUGUUUAGACGAGUUGACUAAGCCAAUCCGUAGUAGGACAGGAAGAUAUAUGAAAUAUUCAUCAACGUAAAAAGUAAUUCUAGUAGUAAACCUUCUCUUUCAU
Moneuplotes crassus is the source of this 580-nucleotide messenger RNA. Lineage: Eukaryota; Ciliophora; Spirotrichea; Euplotida; Euplotidae. The record is from the annotation of a GenBank genome assembly.